GCGUCUAAGCGCGUCACGGUACGACGCGUUCAGACGCGUCUUGGAGACUUCUUUUGGUAAAGCGCGUUAAGACGCGUUUUUUUUAAUAAAAAGUGCUAGACGCGUCUAAACGCAUCUCGGUACGCGUCUAAACGUAUCUCGGUACGACGCGUUCAGACGCGUCUGACCAUUUUUUUCUGAAAAAAACGCGUGUAGACGCGUCUUUUCAGACGCAACGAUUUUACAUGGGUAGUGGUCUAGUUUUCGUUGUGCUAUCGGUCCGAAGUAGCGCUAGUGCAAGGCGACAGUGUUUCACACUGAUAGUCAUUCCCUCCAUAUACACACCAGGUAGCGUUCGUCUGCGCUCCCCAAUCAAAAAAGAAUAUCAAGAGGAGGACUAUGAUGGAGCACUCUUUUUGGAAAAAAAGAAAGAAGUAAUCUCGAUAACCCUUUUUUGAGAAUUACUCCAGAGUACUCGAAGUGCAUGUUCUCAAAAGAAGUACUCCAAAAACUACAGUUUUUUUUUGAAGUGUUCUGCAGUGCCUCGGCUGCACUUUAUAAAAAGGAGUGCUCCGAAGCACUCGUUUUGUGAGGAGUAUUCUGGACUACUAAAAAGAGUACUCUAGAGUGCUCUUAGUGGCCUAUUUCAAAAGGAGUGCUCCGAAAACGGGGUACACCUUCAUAUUCCUACUUCUGACGUUUUUUUUGACUGGGUCGCGCGGUCCUUUGGCUUUAGGAACUUAUAUCUGCGAAUGACCUUCGAUAGCUUUAAAUCAAAGACGACGUUCACACUCCACUUCGGUCGGUAUUCGCUAGGGGACAAAAUACAUCCGUCCCACUCAUUAGUCACUAUAUGUAUGUACAUCAGUCACACUCAUUAGUCACAUUCUGGAUGUACGUCCUCCACCAUGUGUACUUACGUUUGUCGCACCUGUGUAUGGACAUACACAUACAAACAAUUUAUUUCGUAUGACCAUAGACUUACAGUCAAUGGAAUAAAAUAACAAAAUGUCUUUACUUAUAUAUGUUUAGCAUGGGUACCAGAAAACAAUUUUUGUUUUGUUAUUUAAGCCAUAUCAGCUAACUCUAGUGAAUACACUUGAGUCCAAGUGCUUUUCUAAAUAUGAAUAGCAGGUAUUAUUUGUUGGAAAAAACACACCCAUACCCAAACUAGUUUGGUUUUCAAUUAUCAUGUACAUUUGGAAAUCAAAGCAAAACAACACAUAAUCGCCAUUCUUAGAUGGCAGAACAUUUAGGUAUUGAUUAAUAUAAUAUAGGUUACAGUUGACAAUAUCAGCUUCUUUUUCAAUCGUACUAUGCAGAAUGAUCAUUGUAUAUGAGUAAAAACUUGAGCAUAAUUGAGUUUCUCAGUGGAUGCCCGUUGAUGUCUAUGUGAGUGUCUGCAUUUUUCUCUAAUACGCGGAUAAUCUUGGUCUACAUCCCAUAAUGCAGAAAUGUCAGUAUAUUUUACAUCCAUUUAACUUUGAGUAACAUUGCUGUAUUGUGUACUCAUUUCCUCACAUGUCACUUUAAGGUUUUUAUUUAGUAGGGUCACAGUGGUAGAAUGGUAUUAUCUGGAAAAUUCGUCUUUUCCAGUUUCCUCAACCCGGACAACAAAACAAGCAUUGCCACAGUUAUCAGCGUGUCCGAUAGCCCAUGUACCAUGUGAUUUUGAGGUUCUCAGACGUCAGAUUUGGACGAUAGCUCAAGUGAUUGUUCGUACUGUACCUACCUCUCUUCGUAAUAUCUCGUGUGAUACGACAGCGACGUGCGGAUGUCAAGUUACAAAUCCAACGUUUAAUACAUUCACCGGUACAAUCUCAUCUCGAAGAAAACGUGUUAUUGGUGGCUCAUCAGUAACUGACAGCGAUGAUUGGCCAUGGCUAAUUCUUAUUGGUACAAAUACAGAUUAUGCAUGCACUGGUGUCCUAGUUGAUACAGCGGCUGUAUUAACAACAAGAAGUUGUAUGGAAAAUAAUUUUUUGCUCCCAUUUUCAUCAGAUCUCUAUGUUGACUAUGGCGAGACGAACACUGACUCGUAUCAAUCGACCAUUAAAGUAAAAACUGUACAUACUUAUCCAAAUUAUAAACAACUUUCUAACGGUGUCUAUGUCAACGAUAUUGCUUUGUUAAUUUUGAAAUCGGAUGUUCCCAGCAUCUAUCCACCCAUAUGCAACAAUAACCAAUCGUCUAUUGCGCGUUAUGCUGUUGUCGCUGGAUAUGGUAGCUCAGAUGACGCUACCAAUGAUGGGCAAUUGAGACAAGCCAUCGUUCCAACAGUUUCAUCAACAUCAUCAUUCUGCAGCCAGCUAGUCAAUUCUUCGUAUCGAAAUCAGGUUUUGUGCGCCGGUUACUCGAAUGGACUUCAAGAUGCAUGUGAUGGAGAUUCAGGAGCCCCAUUAAUGCAAUAUAAUCCAGACACAGACGUUUGGAAUCUAAUUGGUCUUGUAUCAACACCAAAUUGUGGUUUAGGUGGACUACCAUCGGCGUACACGAGAACAUACAACUAUAUUGGCUGGGACACGAACAUCAUAGGUAAAGGAUUUUUUCUUUAA
Messenger RNA from Didymodactylos carnosus, 2534 nucleotides. Lineage: Eukaryota; Metazoa; Rotifera; Eurotatoria; Philodinida; Philodinidae. The record is from the annotation of a GenBank genome assembly.